UUGAGUGAAAACAGAAAGUAUGGCUGACUCCAGCACUGAGGAGGGACCGGUGAUUGGAAAAACAGAUGAAGCAGCUGUUGAUGUGGAGAACAACACAACUAACACGAUGGUGGAGGAAGGCAUGAGGCUCUUGAACAAGAUGGAGAUCAGUGUCGCUGAGGCAGAAAAGAGGAUGGGGAAGAACACAGUCAGCAUGGCGGAGACUCACACUGUUUACCUUAUAGAAACGCGGCCUGUUGAGGUGGCAGCAGAAUGUCAAAACACCCCUCCUGACUGCCUGUGGAGACGGUACAGUGAGUUUGAGCUUCUGAGGAACUAUCUGUUAGUGACCUAUCCAUUUGUCGUGGUCCCCCCGUUGCCUGAGAAAAGGGCUGAAUUUAUGUGGCACAAGUUGUCAUCAGAUAACAUGGACCCCGAUUUUGUGGAGCGGCGGAGAGUUGGACUCGAGAACUUUCUGCUUCGUGUGGCCUCUCACCCGGUCCUCUCCAAUGACAAGAUCCUCUACAGCUUCCUUAAGCAGGAAAAUGGAUGGAAAGAGAUGGUACUUGAGACAGGAUUUCAGGCAAAGAUUGAUUCAAGGCUGAAGACUCUGAAUGCAACCUUCAGGGUGAAAAACCCAGACAAGCGCUUUUCAGACCUGAAGCAUUACAGCGACGAUCUGCAGUCUGUCACAUCUCGGCUGCUCCGAGUGCGCGCUAGAGUUGCUGAUCGACUGUAUGGUGUCUACAAAGUGCAUGGAAAUUAUGGAAGGGUUUUCAGUGAGUGGAGUGCUAUAGAGAAGGAGAUGGGAGACGGACUGCAGAGUGCUGGGCACCACAUGGACGCGUAUGCUUCCUCAAUUGAUGAUAUACUGGAGGAAGAGGAGCAUUAUGCAGACCAGUUGAAGGAAUACAUGUUUUAUGCUGAAGCUUUAAGGGCGGUGUGCAGGAAGCACGAGCUGCUGCAGUAUGAGCUGGAGACGGCUGCCCAGGACCUGGCGUCCAGGAAGCAGCAGCACGAGGAGCCGGCUACUGGGACUGUACGAACCUUCUCCUUUAAAGAGAUGACCACUAAGCUUUUUGGCCUGGAGACAGCAGAACAGAGGGAGGCCAAGCUCAAAGUGCUGGAAGAGCAGAUUGCCGAGGGUGAGGAGCUGGUCAAAGAGAAGACCACUGAGUGCAAUGAAUUUGUGAAGAAUGCCUGGGAGGACAUUGAACAUUUCAGGGAGCAGAAGGAUCGGGAUUUGAAGGAAGCUCUGAUCAGUUACGCCGUCAUGCAGAUCAGUGUGUGUAGGAAGGGAAUUCAAGUAUGGUCCAAUGCUAAAGAAUGCUUCAACAAGAUGUGAAGUUCUGGUUGCACCCUGGCCCACACUACCUAUGCAAGUGCAGCAAAGUCCAGCAUCAGAGCUGUGCUACAGUCAUCAUGGAAGUGCAUUCCAAAAGACAGACUGUGGAAGCUCUUGAAGCAUAUUUGAGAACGCUUGUUUUUCACAGAAAAGAAUGAAUGAAUGAACGAAUGAAUGUAAACUUUUUUCAUGCACUAAAUUAGCAAGGUGUUUCUGUGCUUCAGAAAACAUUCCAUAUUCAGGUCUCAUGAUCAGAUUAUUAUUUUUUAAAUAUAAAUUGAUUUUUCUGUGGUCAGGUGGGAUAGAAAACAUAAUUCCUGGAAGACA
This is a messenger RNA of Megalops cyprinoides (Indo-Pacific tarpon), 1651 nucleotides long. RefSeq names its product sorting nexin-4-like. The coding region runs from base 20 to 1324 and encodes 434 amino acids. The record is from RefSeq and is a predicted model, not a curated record. The transcript has 14 exons. NCBI's taxonomy places the organism in Eukaryota, Metazoa, Chordata, Actinopteri, Elopiformes, Megalopidae. Gene Ontology annotation, molecular function: phosphatidylinositol binding. Gene Ontology annotation, biological process: protein transport.